This is a messenger RNA of Ilex paraguariensis (yerba mate), 333 nucleotides long. The record is from the annotation of a GenBank genome assembly. NCBI's taxonomy places the organism in Eukaryota, Viridiplantae, Streptophyta, Magnoliopsida, Aquifoliales, Aquifoliaceae.
AUGACUAAUGGAGCGAGAUCUUCACUUUCUCUCAAUAGAAACUCACUGCAUAUCUUUAGUAAAAUCGCAUCAGCAAGAGGAAUAGCCUCAAACAUGUCUCCUCCAACAUGGCUCAAAUUCUCAGUCCCUUGGAAGUUGCCCACAACAUGUGCGAGAUCAAGCACGAUGCACUUCAAGUGUGGGAAUGCGUCGGCGAUGGCCCUGGCAACCGUCCCUAUGCCACCACCAAUGUCCACAAGGGAAUUUAACCCCUCGAACACCCCCUUUCAAUCUCUAACCACCACGCUAGUGACCAACCGGGCAUCACUAGACAUGGCGUCGUUAAAGAAAUGA